Messenger RNA from Anneissia japonica, 4024 nucleotides. Its product is annotated as suppressor of cytokine signaling 7-like. The transcript has a single exon. Bases 186 to 1481 code for a protein of 431 amino acids. Gene Ontology annotation, molecular function: 1-phosphatidylinositol-3-kinase regulator activity. Gene Ontology annotation, cellular component: phosphatidylinositol 3-kinase complex. The record is from RefSeq and is a predicted model, not a curated record. Gene Ontology annotation, biological process: phosphatidylinositol phosphate biosynthetic process; intracellular signal transduction. NCBI's taxonomy places the organism in Eukaryota, Metazoa, Echinodermata, Crinoidea, Comatulida, Comatulidae.
UCGUCGAAUGAUGACUGAACAAACAGAAACAGUAUCGUCAUUGUUUUUAGAGGCCGAUGUAACAGUACGACGAUAUGGUCGACAUCGAGAAAUACGGAUGUGGUUAUGUUGCAACUAAUCACUAGAAGCUUCUUAUUCUAAGGUAACUAAUGUCAUGAAUUAGUGCUAUCAAAGGUGUCAUCGUCAUGAAAAAAAUUAGUAAAUCAGUGUACUCUAAAAAAACUCGCAACGAGGUUGCACAAGUUUUGCUACGUGAUGGUGGAGGUAGCAGCAGUUCGACUCGCAUACGACCUCGAUCGAAUUCAUUUUCAUUACCAUCGACUAGGCCUAGCUUUAAUGAUGAUGAUGGUGAAACAAAUACAACUGUUUGCGUCUUUCCAAAGGAACAUUCGCAAGAUGUAAUUGUCAAGCAAACGCCACUCAAAAGUAUUAGACGAAAGCUUACUUCAAAAUUUUCGAAAAUUCGUCAAAGAAACCAACAAGAAACAAGCAUCGGUGAGGGACAGCUACCCGGAAGUUCCGGAAAGAAACAACAUGCCUCGACAAAGUACGAAAAGGACUCUCGUUUUGAAAAUGAAUAUAGCAUUAACAGCACACACGGUAAGGAGUCAAUUGAUAGACAGAUACUAGGUUAUCGUCUGUCAAAAUCCGAAGAGGCAUUAGACUAUUGUGUAGUAUCAGAUGAAGUUAAAUUACCAGAAAAUUGCUAUGUUUACAAAGAUGAAAAUUGUACAACACCAGCUGAUGCAAGGCAAGCUCCCCCUGUUCCGCCAAGAGCUCCUAAGCCUAGGGUGGAAGGAGUUUUGUAUAAUGAUAACGAUGAUAACCAAGAACCACCCAGACCACCAGCUAGACCAAAAAAUCGUGCCAUGGGGCCACUUCCUCCUCACCUAGAAAGAUCCUUUCGUUCAAUCUCAGUUAAUGGGGUUUCUGAUAACCGUGCAACAGUGUACGAAAACCCUGGCGAUAAAGUACGGAAUUCAAAAUGUUCUUUAGGUAUUGGAGCUGAACUUUUGAAACUGCCUAGGCAACCCUGGUACUGGGGUCCAUUAAGGCAACAUGAAGCAGAGGAAAAAUUGAAAAAUAUGCCUGAUGGUAUGUUUCUUGUUCGAGACAGCUCUGACGAUCGAUACCUGUUGAGCCUUAGUUUUAAUUCCAAUGGACGGACUCUUCAUACACGCAUUGAAUAUCGCAGUGGACUGUUUAGUUUAAAUGAUUCUGAGGGGUAUCCCUCAAUAAUAACAUUGAUAGAAAAUGCAGUACGUGAGUCAAAAGACGGUGUAUUUGGUUACAUGCGAGACUUCAAUGGUGUACAAUCUUUUCCAGCAAAAUUGACGUGUUGGGUAUCUCGAUUUAAAGAAGUUCGCAGUCUGCAAUAUCUUUGCAGGUUUGUCAUCCGAGAAAGGUAUGCCCGUCACGUCAUUCCAAAGUUACCAAUUCCUUCGACUAUCAAACAUUAUGUUCUGGAAAAUCAGUAUUGAAGUCACUAUCUAGCAAGUUUUUCCUGCAAGUAGUACAAUAUGUUGAUCAUAUUUAAACUCAAAAUAAAUUGAUGCAUGCUGCUAUUAUUUACUCAAUAAUUUACAUUUUAAGUCUUGAAAUGUUAUGCCAGGAAUACAUUAUACUUUUGUGAAACAUGGAAAAAUAUACUGUAUUGUGUGACUUUCAACAGAUUUGUUGUCAUCUACAGUAUGUCUGAAAUGUACAUCAAAUAAAUUGACAGUGAAUCUAAGGGACAAAAUGUAUGCUGGAAAGUUGAUGAUAAUGUUGUUUGGCUUUAAAUAUCAUUACAUUGGCGUUAGUUCUGUAGAAUCGAUCUGAUGAAGUCAAUCUCUUAUGAUUUGUUAAAAUUAAUUGUAUGUUUUCAUAAUAAUGGCAAAUGUAUUACAUUACUUAGUUUGAACUUAAAUCUUCUAUUAUCUGAUACAAUAAUGCUGUCCAUAAUAUUGUUGUAAUUGUUAUGAUCAUCAUCAUGAUCGUAUCAUCAUCACCACAAUACACAUAAUAAUAAUAAUAAUAAUAAUAAUAAUAACAAUAAUAACUUGUAUAUUGUCGUAAUUGUUAUGGAUCAUCAUCAUGAUUCUCAUAGUCAUAUCAUCGUCAUCACAACAAUACACUGGUUGACCAGUAAGAAAGAGGUGUAUUGUCCAAAAUUUUUUAAUUUCUUGUUUGCCAUUGCUGUAAAGUACAUACUGUGUAUUGAAUAUUAUUAUCCCCGAAAGUACAGCUUAUUUUUAACAUGAAACUAAAAAAGAUAUGGUAUUUGUAAUACUGAUACAGUAUAAAAAUAGUGUACAGUAUAAGGUACAGUUAAAAAAAAAUUUGAUUGUCUUGUUUCAUACUAAUUCUUACUUAGCUGAUUUUCAGUCAUAUAUUCUGGUAUAUUGUGAAUGUGAGAAAAAAUAUGUUCUUGUGAAUGAUAAUAGAUGUACACUAUGUGAUCUAAUAAUUUAAUUGGUAUAAGAAAUCCGAUGACUCAACUCACCGACAUACUGUAUCCUCUUAAUUAUUAAUUCUGUUCUUAACCUAUUCUUAUAAUAGAAUGUUUUCUAAAUUUGAUAGUUAUAUUUUUAUAUGCAAUUUAUGACUUUUCACAUAAUAGAAUGGACAAUUUAUACAAAUUUUAUAUUGAGUGGUGACUAUGCUCUAUAGUAUUUUGCAUUGUAUUACAUUUAGUACCAGAGUAUCAUAGUAAAAUUUAAAUUUGAAAAACAGAUGAAUAACGUGUUUGUUUUAAGAUGAAUUUUCACAAGAUAAUUAUUUUAAAAAUUGAGUGGUUGUACAGUAUGCUUAUCAUUUGGCCGAUAAAAUUACCAAAUAUAAUAAUAAUAAUAAUAAUAAUAAUAAUAAUAAUAAUAAUAUUGUUAUUAAAUUCCAUGUUAUUCUCCAAAAUAUCUGUAAAGUGAGGCCAUUACAUUGAAUUGUGUAAUUAUGGAUUACUUAAUCAAUAUGCUGUUGCCUAUUGACAAAUAAUGUCAUGUAUAUUAUUGUUUCUAUAUUGUUAAUAUAUUUAUAUUAUAGGAUUUUAUUAAUUUAUUUAAUUAGACUGUUUUCUGUUUUGCUUUGUAAUAAUCCUGCAUUUAUUUGACACAGGAUCAAACCUAUUGACUUGAUAAUCGUUUUGAUAAAUCAGAUCAACUCAAAUCACUUGUCACAGCAGAUUAAUUAAAAUAAAUUUGAUCUGUUACCAGGUGAAUAAAAAUCAGUUUUGUAGUCCAUAUCAAUCGAAAUCAAAUUUAUUAUCAAUUAUAAUCCAUUAAAAAUAAUUUUACUGAAUCAUGUCAAUCAAAAUCAAUUAAAUAAAUCAAUGAUUUAGAUCAAUUCAAAUCAAUUUGAUGGUUUUAUUGACUUAUCAAUUCAAAUCAUCAGUUAUGUGAAAAGCAAUUAAUUUUUUAUUUUAUUCUAUUACGGUAUAAGAUGUUCAAAAAAUGAUAGCACAAGGCUAAAACUUGUUUGUGUUUUGUAUGAUGUGUUUAUGUUUUUAAAUGAAAAUGUAACUUAAUACCGUAAGCAUUCCUACGAUAGCGGUUCCAAACAUUGUCAUAACUUUGUAAAUGUUAAUAGGAAAACAUUGUAAAUAGAGUAAACUGUGAUUCUUAGUUUUUCAACUCAACUCAAUAAUGCUUAAUAGAAACACAGUUACUUUGUUAGUUUAACCAUGUUCUGAAAUUCUGAUAUUAAUUGAGCACUUGUUAGUUAGCUCUCUAUAUUGUAACUCUGUGUUUUUCACUAUCCUUUGCUGAUAUAUCUAUUUUAUUAUUAUCAACUAUCAUUUAAAAAUACAAUUUUAAGGUACUAACAAAUCAUAAUUAAGAUCAUUAUUAUAAUAUUUAACUGAGAGAUGAAUUUACUUAAUAACAAGUUUGACUGAAAUUUUAAUGAAUUCAGAUUGUAAGCAUAAAUUACAGGUUGAGCAUUAAAACUGAAACAAAUUAUGAAAAGAACCAGUAACUUUGCAACUGUAAGAUAAAGCUAUCAUCAGGCAGUUAUAUUAUUCAUUAAAAAAAUCAAAUUCCAAAACAUA